GGGUUGGCGGGGUCAGAGGUCACUGAGAGGACAGGGCGACAGUGGGUACGCGAGCGGCCUCCCUGGCUCGGAGGAGGCGGAGGGACUGCAGGCUCAUUCAUUCGCGCCCCCUUGGCCUCCGACCCGCAUCCCAGCUGCCCCAGGCCUGCAGCCCCGCCGCCCGGGAGACGCCCCCAGACUCAGGCCCGAGGAGCCCACGCCUGGCUGAAAGGUUGGAAAAGAAACGACCCUCUGCCGCCGGCACCCGGGGAGUAUCUGAGCUCGAGUCUGGCCACCAAUAAGGGACCAAAAUGACUGACUCAAAAUAUUUCACCACCACCAAGAAAGGGGAAAUCUUCGAGCUGAAAGCAGAGCUCAACAGUGACAAGAAGGAGAAGAAGAAGGAGGCGGUGAAAAAAGUGAUUGCAUCAAUGACCGUGGGCAAAGACGUCAGUGCCCUCUUCCCUGACGUGGUGAACUGUAUGCAGACAGACAACCUGGAGCUGAAGAAGUUGGUGUACCUAUACUUGAUGAACUAUGCCAAGAGUCAGCCUGACAUGGCCAUUAUGGCCGUCAACACCUUUGUGAAGGACUGUGAGGACCCCAACCCCCUGAUCCGAGCCCUGGCUGUGCGGACCAUGGGCUGCAUCCGCGUUGACAAGAUCACAGAGUACCUGUGCGAGCCCCUCCGGAAGUGCCUGAAAGACGAGGAUCCCUACGUGCGCAAGACAGCGGCCGUGUGUGUGGCUAAGCUUCAUGAUAUUAACGCCCAGUUGGUGGAGGACCAGGGCUUCCUGGACACCCUGAAAGACCUCAUCUCUGACUCUAACCCCAUGGUGGUGGCAAACGCAGUGGCUGCCCUCUCAGAGAUUGCCGAGUCUCACCCCAGCAGCAACUUGCUCGACCUGAACCCACAAUCCAUUAACAAGCUGCUGACCGCCCUAAACGAGUGCACCGAGUGGGGCCAGAUCUUCAUCCUGGACUGCCUGGCCAACUACACGCCCAAGGACGACCGCGAGGCCCAGAGCAUCUGCGAGCGCGUCACCCCCAGACUGUCCCACGCCAACUCUGCUGUGGUGCUGUCUGCUGUGAAGGUGCUGAUGAAGUUCAUGGAGAUGUUGUCCAAGGACCUGGACUACUACGGCACACUGCUGAAGAAGCUGGCCCCACCCCUGGUCACACUGCUGUCUGCCGAGCCUGAGCUGCAGUACGUGGCCCUGCGCAACAUCAACCUCAUCGUGCAGAAAAGGCUGAUGCCUUGCUCCUUGCUCUCUGGGCGACCCUGCCCCACCACCAGGCCUGAGAUCCUGAAGCACGAGAUGAAGGUCUUCUUUGUGAAGUACAAUGACCCUAUCUACGUGAAGCUGGAGAAGCUAGACAUCAUGAUCCGCCUAGCGUCCCAAGCCAACAUCGCCCAGGUGUUGGCGGAGCUGAAAGAGUACGCAACAGAGGUGGAUGUGGACUUUGUACGGAAAGCUGUGCGAGCCAUCGGCCGCUGUGCCAUCAAGGUGGAGCAAUCAGCAGAGCGUUGUGUGAGCACGCUGCUCGAUCUCAUCCAGACCAAGGUCAACUAUGUCGUCCAGGAAGCCAUCGUGGUCAUCAAGGACAUCUUCCGCAAGUACCCCAACAAGUACGAGAGUGUGAUCGCCACACUGUGUGAGAACCUGGACUCCCUGGACGAGCCCGAGGCCCGGGCUGCCAUGAUCUGGAUCGUGGGCGAGUAUGCUGAGCGCAUCGACAAUGCCGAUGAGCUACUGGAAAGCUUCCUCGAGGGCUUCCACGACGAGAGCACGCAGGUCCAGCUGCAGCUGCUGACAGCCAUUGUGAAACUCUUUCUGAAGAAGCCUACGGAGACCCAGGAGCUGGUGCAGCAAGUCCUCAGUCUGGCCACUCAGGACUCGGAUAACCCGGACCUGCGGGACCGCGGCUACAUCUACUGGCGCUUAUUAUCCACCGACCCCGUGGCUGCCAAGGAGGUGGUGCUGGCUGAGAAGCCGCUCAUCUCUGAAGAGACAGACCUCAUCGAGCCCACGCUGCUGGACGAGCUCAUCUGCUACAUUGGCACACUGGCCUCCGUCUACCACAAGCCACCCAGCGCCUUUGUGGAGGGCGGCCGGGGCGUCGUGCACAAGAGCCUGCCACCCCGUACUGCCUCGAACGAGAGCGCAGAGAGCCCCGAGGCAGCCCCCACUGGAGCCCCCCCUGUUGAGCAGCCAGAUGUCAUCCCCCCUCAGGGUGACCUGCUGGGAGACCUCCUCAACCUGGACCUCGGCCCCCCGGUAAGCGGCCCUCCCCUGGCCGCCUCCUCAGCACAGAUGGGAGCAGUGGAUCUUCUUGGUGGAGGCCUCGACAGCCUGAUCGGGGGCACCAAUUUCACGUCCCCCCCAGCAGCAGCAGUACCAGCCAGCCUAGGAGCACCCAUUGGCAGCGGCCUGAGUGACCUCUUUGACCUGACCAGUGGUGUGGGCAACCUGUCAGGAUCAUACGUGGCCCCCAAAGCAGUCUGGCUCCCAGCCAUGAAGGCCAAGGGUCUGGAGAUCUCGGGCACUUUCACCCGCCAGGUGGGCUCCAUCUCCAUGGACCUCCAGCUAACUAACAAGGCCCUGCAGGUCAUGACUGACUUUGCCAUCCAGUUCAACCGCAACAGCUUUGGCCUGGCCCCCGCCGCCCCUCUCCAGGUCCAUGCACCGCUCAGCCCCAACCAGAGUGUGGAGAUCUCCUUACCUCUCAACACGGUGGGCUCGGUCAUGAAGAUGGAGCCUCUGAACAACCUCCAGGUGGCCGUGAAGAACAACAUUGAUGUCUUCUACUUCAGCACCCUGUACCCCCUGCACAUCCUCUUUGUGGAGGAUGGGAAGAUGGACAGGCAGAUGUUCCUGGCCACGUGGAAGGACAUCCCCAAUGAGAAUGAAGCCCAGUUCCAGAUCAGAGACUGCCCCCUCAGUGCAGAGGCCGUGAGCAGCAAGCUGCAGGGCAGCAACGUCUUCACCAUCGCCAAGAGGAACGUGGAGGGCCAGGACAUGCUGUACCAAUCCCUGAAGCUGACCAAUGGCAUCUGGGUGCUGGCCGAGCUGCGGAUCCAGCCAGGCAACCCCAGCCUCACGCUAUCCCUAAAGUGUCGAGCGCCAGAGGUGUCCCAGCACGUGUACCAGGCCUACGAGACCAUCCUCAAGAACUGAGGCCUGCCCGGCGGCUGCUGCCAGCCGGGCAGCCCACCCCUCCUCCUGGACUGAAUCUCAGUGCACUUCCAUGCUCCAUGACCCCACUUAAAUUGCUGCUGACGUUUAGGGUCAGGUGAGGAGGGGACCAAAGAAUCAGAGCCAGAGUGGCAGCAGAGACCAGCCCAGGGAAACCCCAGGAUCCUUCUCUGCCCUUCCUUGUGCCUGGAUGGCAUGCACAGGGUUGUCUCCUCAGGCACCAGCCCCGGGAGCCCUUCAAUCCCUCUUGGGUGGGUGUUAGAGGCCCUCUCACUGCCACCCCUCGUGGGCUGAGCCCUGCCAGCCUGUCCUUGGGUGUGCGUGAAGGGUCCCCUUGGUACCAGGAGAGCUGCUGUGUCGAGGGUCGGGCUCCAGGGUGUAGGUGCCAAUAGGGACAGGGCUACACCCCUUACCCUGCCCACUUCUGCCCAGGCUGGUGGCCUGCGGUUCUGCCCAUUGGCACAGCCCCCCAAAAUCCUGGCCCAGCGUGGCCAUGACUCAGCAGAAGCUCCCAGAGCCCCUGACCCAGGACUUCUCCUCCCUAGGUAGCUGCACUGUCCAGCCCCUGCCCCUGAGGGCGGUCACUGCCUACCAUACAUUCCUCGCUGUCCCCUCAGCAGAGUCCAGGGCUCGUGGAGCUGAGACAGGGCUGGAGGGACUGGGGCAAGAAGGUGUGCUUCCUGUUUGGGGUUUUUUGGGGGUUUCUCUUUAGUGUCUGCUCCCCUUUUCCUGGCCUUCCCGUUUCAGUUGUGUCUGACAGAGCAUUAGGUUUUCCUGUUACUGCUGUUUAAUAAUAAAGAUUCUGCUUUUGGCAAUCACGGACACUUUUUUCCCAUCCGCCCAGUGUCAGGAUUAGAAAACUGAGUGGGAUUGCCUCUGAGUGGUUGGGAUGGUUUCUGACCGCUGCAGUCACUAGAUCUAACAUAUAUAAACAGAGACUGUAUAUUGUAUGUUUACUCUUAUUUUCAAAAAGAGAAAGCAAAUAAAAAGGAUGAUAACAAA
This is a messenger RNA of Loxodonta africana (African savanna elephant), 4178 nucleotides long. It is a transcript of the gene AP1B1, whose product is annotated as adaptor related protein complex 1 subunit beta 1. Bases 291 to 3158 code for a protein of 955 amino acids. Gene Ontology annotation, molecular function: clathrin binding. Gene Ontology annotation, biological process: intracellular protein transport; vesicle-mediated transport. Lineage: Eukaryota; Metazoa; Chordata; Mammalia; Proboscidea; Elephantidae. The record is from RefSeq and is a predicted model, not a curated record. The transcript has 22 exons. Gene Ontology annotation, cellular component: clathrin adaptor complex; membrane coat.